AUGCGAGCAGCUGAAAUUUCAGAAGUCAGUAAGUCCAUUGUCUCAGUCAUCUCAGUUAGCAAAUCGCUGAACUCGACACAGUACAAUAAGCCAUACAAGCUAGUCGAGAGAGAUGUUCCAGCAAUUCGUGACAACGAGAUGCUCAUCAGAGUGCACGCAGCCGGGUUCUGUCACUCAGACCUGCAGGUGCUGCAAGGGCAAUUCAAGUCACCCUUGGGAAUGAUACCAUCUCACGAACCUGCUGGCGUCAUUGUUCAGAUCGGAGCAGGUUGCAGCAGCGACUGGAGGGUGGGAGAUAGGGUCGGAGCUCUGAACUUCAAGAACUCAUGUGACAACUGUACUGGUUGUGGCCUGGCAAAGCGGACAAGUAACCGGCUGGACCCAAGGUUCUGUGACAAUCGAGAGACCGCAGGCUUCCAACACGACGGAGCCUUUGCUGAAUACCUCGUCAUAGACCCCGAGACUACAGUUCGCCUCCCACCCUCUCUGCCAUUUGAUCAAGCAGCUCCAUUGAUGUGUGCUGGUGCAACAGUAUGGGGCUCCUUAGAAAGGGCAACAGUUGGACUAAGCCGAGGAGAGACAGUAGCCAUUAUCGGGAUUGGCGGCCUAGGGUCCUUAGGCUUGCAAUUUGCGGGUUCAAUGGGAUUUCGCACGAUUGCUGUCGACAGCCGGCCAGCGGGGAGGCAAUUGGCUGUUGAGAUGGCCAACGACGGCUUACGCCCUGCGCUUGUCGUUGACUCAGGCGCAAAAAAUGCCACUUCCCAGAUCUUGGACUUCACCAACGGAGAGGGUGUCGCAGCUGUGGUGGUAUGCACGGAUUCCCUCCCAGCUAAUAACUGGGCACUGACUCUGUUACGGACUGGGGGCGUGAUGGGUGUCUUGGGCUUGCCUGCCGAACAAUGGAGAUUUGACUCCAGUGUGGUUGUAUUCAAAGAGCUCACGAUUCGUGGAAGCUAUGUUGCAAGCAGGGAUUCCACGGAAAGGAUGAUGAAGGCUGUGGGAGAGGCGGACAUCCGAUCUCACAUCACAUUGGUACCAUUCGAUGGAAUCCCUAGCAUUGUGGAAGCAUAUCAAGAUAGUACGUUCAAGGGUAGACUGGUCGUGCAGGUGACAAGUUGA
Molecule: messenger RNA, 1119 nt
Organism: Diaporthe amygdali
Lineage: Eukaryota; Fungi; Ascomycota; Sordariomycetes; Diaporthales; Diaporthaceae
Product: lcohol dehydrogenase
Exons: 1
Coding region: 1-1119 (372 amino acids)
Molecular function (GO): oxidoreductase activity
Source: RefSeq, a predicted model, not a curated record